AAGGCAAGGCUCAUAUUCUAUAUAAAAUGCCAGCUGGCCAGAGAUUUCUCACCAGACCCAGAAGACCAGACAACUCAAACGUUUCUUCACUUCAGGUCCAGCCUUCUUUGAAGCAUGAGUUCCUACCAGCAGAAGCAGCCCUUCACCCCACCCCCUGAGCCUGAGCAGCAGCAGGUGAAACAGCCCUGCCCGCAUCCACCUCCACCUCAGGACCCAUUUGUUCCCACAGUUGAGGAGCCAUGCCUUCCAAAGGUUCCACAACUGGACAACACCAAGGUUCCUGAGCAAGGCUAUUCCACACUUCCGGAGCCAUGUCCCAUCAAAGUUACAGAGCCAGUCUACGCCAACGUCCCUCAGCCUGGAAAUACCAAGGUGCCUGAGUCAUACCCCGCAGUGGUCAUUCCAGGCCCAAACCAGCAGAAGGGCAACCAGAAGUAACAUGGUCCACAGCUAUGCCCUUGAGGAACCAACCUCCAGAUAUUGAACACCUUCCUCCCUUUUGUUUCUCUUUCUUCAUUGUGUAUAUCUUGCAAUGAGUAUUUUAUCUCCCUGAGUCACAGCCUCUCUUAUUUGCAUCCUAAAAAUAUGUGCUGUGAAGUUUUCCUUACUCUGAACAGUCCUCUGAGGUCUGAGUUCUGCAGAAGGCCUUAGCAGCUUUACUGGAUCUCAGUUUCUUGGGGUUCAUCUGACGGGAGAACCUGGAUUUGCAGAAAUGCCUCUUUCCCUUUCUACCUCUAUUAAAACUCUUUUAAGCGCA
Messenger RNA from Cervus elaphus (red deer), 757 nucleotides. RefSeq names its product cornifin-like. Bases 115 to 438 code for a protein of 107 amino acids. The transcript has 2 exons. The record is from RefSeq and is a predicted model, not a curated record. Lineage: Eukaryota; Metazoa; Chordata; Mammalia; Artiodactyla; Cervidae.